This is a messenger RNA of Harpegnathos saltator (Jerdon's jumping ant), 7922 nucleotides long. RefSeq lists its product as uncharacterized. The transcript is spliced from 2 exons. The record is from RefSeq and is a predicted model, not a curated record. The coding region runs from base 4015 to 5583 and encodes 522 amino acids. Gene Ontology annotation, biological process: DNA integration. Gene Ontology annotation, molecular function: nucleic acid binding. NCBI's taxonomy places the organism in Eukaryota, Metazoa, Arthropoda, Insecta, Hymenoptera, Formicidae.
GACGAAUUCGCUCCGUUUUUCACGAUCAGUAACGCAAUUCUCAGAAGUCUGACAGCAUCGCGUCUUGAGACCAUUGUUCUCUCGUUGCUCAUCCGAUUUCUCGUCGGAAUCGGUCACAAGGGCGAAGCUGCGACGGCAUUCCUGCGAGGAAGCCGCGUUCGCGCUCCUUUCGCGGAUUAUCAAAACCUCGGCUCAAUUUCGGUAAACGUCGAUUAAAGUCAAAGUUAGACCGUUUCCGGUCGUCACCGUUACGGUCAAUCAAUCGCGCAGUUUUCCAUGCGGAUCACUGCCAGAUAUUCGUUCUCGCAAAGAGAUGACGUAAAUCGACGCGCAUCAUGCUUGUAGUACAGAAUAAAGUUUAGAUUUGUUGUGGACUUUAUUGAAUAUUGCUCAACAUUUCGUCGCGUUCGCCCGCUCUACCGUCCACUCCCGCGCUUCGUUCGAAGCGGUUCCCGGCGUUCGUUCGCCUCUUCUCGUCGCGAACAAAUUUCUGGUCCUUCGAGCCGGAUCGGUGAGUGCAGCGUAUUACCGGGUGUAAACCGAAGUGAUUGUGAGCGGGAAGAACCAUGGAGAGGCAAAUGCAGGUGCAGCGCCAGAUCGUGCGCUACCUCGAUAAUUUCAAGAAGAUCGGCCGGAAUAAUUAUACUCCGGCAAUCGUGCGACAUCGAAUGCGGACCUUAAAGGAGCUCUGGAUGCAGCUCACCGAUGGCCACGCUAUGCUGGAGAAGACCGUUCCGGAAUCUACCUGGGCGAACGUGAGCUACUUCUCCGAGCAGGUCUAUGAGGGCACCGAGGUCAUCUACUUGACUGCACUGGAUUUCAUAGCCGAAAUUCUCGAGGAACUCGAGCCUCCCGUGAGCCCGCACUCCGUCGAUUCUUCUUUUCAGCGCAGUUCGCGAUCCGCGUUUUCGCUUUCUCACUUGCCGCCCAUUCAAUUGCCGCCGUUCGACGGCAGCAUAACCGAGUGGGAAUCAUUUCGUGACCGUUUUACAACGCUCAUUAUUGAAAAUAAGGAGCUCAAUGAUUUCACGAGAAUGCAUUUUUUAGUUUCGUUUCUUCGCGGUCGCGCUCUCGAAUGUCUCGCCGAUUUCGCAGUAACGGCGGAUAAUUUCUCGGGCGCGUGGCGCGUGCUGCUCGAUCGCUACGAUAACAGACGUCGUCUGUUAACGGCUCAUUUGUCGACGUUGCUGAACCUGCCUCGGUUAUCUCGGGAGUCAAUGUCCUAGCUCCAAGCCUUACGCGGAAAAAUAAAAUUAACUAUCGCGGCGUUGGAACAUUUACGGCGCACUCCAGCCGAAUUAUGGAACGAUCAUCUUGUUCAUGUAACGACUCAAAGUUUCGAUCCAAGCACACGUAAGGCAUGGAAUUUGCGCUCGAGCGACAGUGGCUCAUUGCCAACGUUCGACGAGCUCGAUCAGUUCCUAGCGGGACGUAUUCGCGCAUUGGAAGACUUUUCGCAGAGCGCUCCCAGCAAGUCGACAAUUAAGUCCGCCUCGGUUUCUCGCGUGCAUGUGGCAACCGCGUCCACCUCGGCGCGAUCGCCCUGUCCGAUCUGUAAAGCGCCUCAUUAUCUCAGCACGUGUCCGUCGUUGGCGCGCGCAUUUCCGGAGCAACGACGCGAGCUCGUUAAAAAACAUCGCCGUUGUUUCAAUUGCAUGGGACAAAAUCAUUCAGGAGUGCAGGAGUGUCAAAGUAAAUAUUCUUGUCGGCGAUGCCAACAGCGGCAUCAUUCUCUCCUUCACGUUGCUUCGGAAGCCCGCGCGAGCCUUACGCCUGAAACUUCGAGAUCGGAGCGAGCGCCGGGCUCAUCCAAUGCAGUCGCGGAGGUGCACACUCUGCUCACCUCCUCGAGAGCAAGUCAUCACGUCCCCGUGCUUCUUGCCACUACUCGCGUUCGAGUGAGUUCGUCGUGCGGACGAGUCGUCACUAUUCGUGCGCUUCUAGACCAGGGCUCGGAAAUGAUGUUCGUGACAGAAAAUUUAGCUCAGAUGUUGCGCGCGAAGCAUCAUCGUAUGCCGAUCUCUGUCUCCGCCGUCGGCGGUAUCAGCGCGGGUCAUUAUAAGUAUGCAAUCGAGGUCUCUGUCUCGUCUGUGAGCUCUCCGCACCCGGCAUUCACGACCACCGCCGUUAUUUUAAAGUCACUCACGUCAUACGCUCCGAGACAAACGGUUGACGCGCGGUGUUUACAACAUUUAUCUGAGCUGCCAUGGGCGGACCCGAAUCCUUUCAACGGCGAUCCGAUCGAUAUUCUUAUCGGCGCAGACCUUUACAGCGAAAUUCUUCGCGACGGGAUACAGCCGGACUGCCCGUCGCGCAAAACACCGCGCUCGGCUGGAUAAUCUCCAGGCCGAUUGACAUGACCGAGAGCGUGAAGUCGUCGAUCUCGUCACGAGACGCUCUCGCUUCAUCUCGCGGCAUAGCGUCGGUUUGUCACUACGUAGAGUCGCCGACGCUCGAUCUGGAGCUUCGGCGGUUUUGGGAGGUCGAGGAGGUUCCGCACAUAUCUCUUCGCUCCCCUGAGGACACAAAAUGUGAGGAGCAUUUUGAGUCCACGCAUUCACGAGAGUCGAGCGGAAGAUAUAUAGUGCGAUUACCUUUUAAAUGCAAUCCUCCGAUCGACAUCGGUCAUUCGCGUUCUCGCGCUCAACAUUGUCUCGCGUCUCUUUCUCGUCGAUUGCGGCAGAAUUCGGAGCAGCACCAGGCGUACUACGACUUUUUGCGCGAAUACGAGGCUCUCGGUAACAUGAGGCGCGUACGUGAGUCUACGGACUCGUCCGAAUUCGACCAAGUUUUCUUUGUUCCGCAUCAUCCGGUUUUUCGCGCUCAUAGUUUGACAACAAGCUUACGCGUUGUUUUUAACGCAUCGAGCCCGACCUCAAACGAUUCAAGCCUGAACGAUCAUUUGCUGGCCCGAAACUUCAAGCGGAAUUACCAUCUGUGAUUCUGCGGUGGCGACAAUUUAAAUAUGUCUAUUCAGCAGGCAUUGCAAAAAUGUACCGGCAGAUUAAGGUCGAUUCUCGCGAUCCGAAUUAUCAACGCAUUCUAUGGGCCGAGAAUCCUUGCGAGCCAACGAUAGAAUUUGAACUUUUGACCGUUACCUAUGGCAUGACGUGCGCCCCGUUUCUUGCGCUUCGCGUUCUCAAGUAGCUGACUCUCGAUGAAGGAGGUGACUUUCCACUCGCUGUGGCCGUCCUAAAAAAUAAUGUCUACGUGGAUGAUGUGUUAUUUGGGGGAAACAACAUCACCGACGUAUUGCUGAUCCGCGAUCAAGUCAUCUCACUUCUUAGCCGCGGCGGGUUCGAAUUGAGAAAGUGGUCCAGCAACUCGCCGGAGCUACUCCGCCACAUCGAUGAAUCCAAUCACGGCUUAGCGUGCUCGAAAUCACUCGCGGCCGACGAAACAAUAAAGAUCCUCCGAAUUAUUUGGCUUCCUUCCAUCGACCAAUUCCAAAUCGGCGUAUCGCUGCCCGAAAGCGUUCCGAAAAGCAAACGCUCCAUUUUCUCUCGACUAUCGCAAAAUUGUAUGACUCAUUAGGUUGGGUCACACCAGUCACAAUUACAGCGAAGAUUUUCAUGCAACACUUGUGGCAACAGAAAUUCGGUUGGGACGAGACGCUUCCUCCCACAAUGUUGGAGCGAUGGCAACAAAUUUACACCGGUCUUUCGGGUCUCGACGGCUUGCGGGUUCCGCGUUGGACGGGUUUUGACGACGCCGUGCAUCAUUGCGAGCUGCACGGAUUCGCGGACGCCUCUAAUUCUGCUUACGCGGCCGUCGUUUACCUAAAGAUUAUUUCUCCGUCUAAUCACGUGAACAUCACGCUUCUCGCUGGCAGAUCGAAGGUCGCCCCGCUUAAGCCGUUAAGCAUCCCGCGUCUCGAUCCGUUAUCGACCGCUGUGCUUCUCGCUCAUCUUGUCGAAUUCGUUUGCUUAUCGCUCGACCUCAAGUCCGUGCCGUGUUAUUGUUGGUCGGAUUCAACACAAUCACCUUGACGUGGCUCUCUCAACAUCCGUCGCGAUGGAAGGUUUUUGUGGCGCAUCGCAUCGCCGAAGUGCAAACGCGUAUCCCAAGCGCGCAGUGGCGUCACGUUCCCACGACAAUCCCGCGGAUUGUGCUUCGCGCGGUUUGCUGGGUCACAACAUUUUGAACCAAUCAUUGUGGUGGCGAGGUCCAUCAUGGCUUUCGCAAUCGGUUAACGCAUGGCCACCCCUUUUCACGUAUGCAGCCGAUGCCGCGGCCCUGAAAGAAAAACUCGUCGUCUUGCAUAUAUCUGAGCCGCUUCAAUCGUGGGAUCUAUUCUCGCGUUUUUCAUCAUGGCCGAAACUGCUUCGCGUCGUCGCCUAUAUACAACGAUUCGCGUCUGCGUGUCGUCGCGGUAAGCUUUCCACUCCUAACGCGGAAAGUCCCGGACAAGCGCUUACCGCUGUGGAAUGCUCAAAUGCUCGAACAUUUAUUUUGAAACACGUCCAAAUGGAGCUCUUUUGGAACACAAUUCGAACUCUCCGCAAAAAUCAAGAGCUCCCAUCAAAUGACCCGCUUCUCUCUCUUCGUCCAUUCUUAGAUCGUGACGGGAUUGUUCGUGUUGGCGGGCGGAUAUCUCGAGCACCCCUUCCGUUCGAGACGCGGCAUCUAAUCUUGCUGGCAUUGCAUCGCCUGACGAAGCUCAUAAUCAACCACGCGCACCUUCGUACGUUGCACGCCGGAAUCCAGCUCACGAUGGGCAUACUUCGGCGCGAUUUUUGGAUCAUUCAAGCGCGAAGCCUCGUUCGGGAACAAAUUCAUCAAUGCAUCGCGUGCGUUAACGAGCGAGCCGCGAUGUCCACUCAACUAAUGGGCGACCUGCCAAAGGAAAGAGUGUCCGCUCCGACGCGCAGCUUUAUUCAUUGCGGACUUGAUUAUGCUAGACCGGUUUUCAUUCGCGUUUCCGCUGGGCGCGGAAUCGUCUCGCACAAAGCAUAUAUCGCGCUAUUUAUCUGUUUAGCAACACGCGCAAUACAUCUCGAGCUUGUCGUGGAUUAUUCAGCUCAAGCAUUUUUAAACGCUUUCUCUUGCUUCUCCGCGCGUCACGGUCUCCCCGCCAUCAUGUACUCCGACAACGGGACGAAUUUCGUCGGGGCCGAGAGAGAACUCGCAUCUGCUUAUCGUGCCGCGCUUCGCGAUGCAAAUUUUCAAAAUCGUACGGCUACUGAUGGAAUCACGUGGAGAUUCAUUCCCCCUUCCGCUCCACAUUUCGGCGGACUGUGGGAAGCCGGCAUAAAGAGCGUGAAACAUCAUGUGGGUCGCUCGCUCAAGAAUCAAACACUCACGUUCGAAGAAUUCACCACUCUUCUAUGCCAAAUCGAAGCAUGCCUUAAUUCACGGCCGAUUGCGCCGCUAUCUGAUACGCUCGACGAUUACGAGCCCCUCACUCCCGGUCAUUUCUUGAUCGGAUCUGCGCUUACGGCAAUCCCGGAGCCUUCAUUGUUAGAUCUGAAUGAGCAACGGCUGACUCGGUGGCAGCUCAUUCGACAAUUAGCUGAGAGAUUUUGGAGGCUCUGGUACGCCGACUACGUAAAUUCGCUUCAACAGCGCAAUAAGUGGCGGUAGGUCAAGCCUGCAAUCAGAGUCGGACAACUGGUCCUUCUUAAAAAUACAGCGCUCCCCCCGUGUAAAUGGGAGUUAGGUCGCGUUACGCAUUGCCACCCAGGCGCCGACAGAUUCGUGCGAGUCGUGACAGCUCGGACGGCGAGCUCAGAGUAUACGCGUCCUAUUGUAAAGCUGUGUGCCCUCCCCGUUGAUUGCGCACAGCCCUAAUCGGCGCAUGUAAUAAUGUUAAUUGAAACCGCGAUUUCAAGGCGGGCGGAAUGUUCACGCGCCCCACACAUGAACAGCUAGUUUUAAGUUUUUUUUUGUCAUAAUAAAGCUAUUGGGUCGACUCAACGAUGCGGGGAUCAGCGACAAGGAAACGAGAUGUUGUCGCGAGCAUGUUUGUUUGUGCCAUACGUUUCGAGCAUGUGCCACGCGCGUCUCACGUGUGUAAACAAUGCUCCGCUUCGCGACUCACCACAUAUCCAUAUAGAAAAAGCGGGUAACGUGUCGCGAAGUCGAGCCAAUCUAAAAGGACCGCGUGUGGCUAACGACUCUGGGACGAAUUUGCUCCGUUUUUCAAGAUCAGUCACGCAAUUCUCAGAAUGCUGAUCGCACCGCAUCUUGAGACCACCUUUUCUUUCUUUGCUGCCGAUUCGGCGCUCAUCCGAUUUAUAUUCGGAAUCGGAAUCGGUCGCAAGGGCGAAGCUGCGACAGCAAUCACGCGAAAAGGCCACGUGCGCGCCCUUUUCGCCUUUCCGUCAGUUAUUGUAAUUGUAAUUGUGAUCCGCCGAUUCGGCGUAAAGGUUGGAUCGGUCGUUCAAGCCGCCAAGAAGAUUUCCGGUCGUAACGCGGCAAGAUUUCCAUUCGAAAACCUCCAACGGCGCGAGCCAACUCGAAUCACAAUUGUUAAAGAAUAAAGUUUCGCGUGUGUUUAACAUUUUGAUCUCGCUCCAUUUUCGUCACGCUCACUCGCUCUUGUGUCCACUCCCGCGCUUCGUACGAAGCGGCUCCCGGCGUUCGUUCGCCUCCUCUCGGCGCGAACACAACGAAGUAGGCGCAAAGAAAAAAACUUUAUUCCGCGUGUCUGACAACAACGGCACGCUCGCAACGACGGAAAGACGCACGCAAGAAAACCGCUAUACAAAUCGCUCGCAAUAACAACAAACGCUCACAAAGACAAGGACACGCCGAUAUAGUAACGGCGCGUACCGAUCACGCAUCGGCGCACGUGAUCGUCGAGUGCAACGCAUAGCGCGCACGUGAACGGGCGCGGCGCAAAAGGCAUGCGAUGCAAGAAAACGCGCGGGCGCGCUGGGCGCGGAAGCGCGUGUGCAAAGAUGCGCUUGAGAAAAGUCCGCGGCGAAAAGCACUCGCAGGGACGAUCGCAAGAGGACGCACCCGCAGAGAAGUACGUGAAAUGACGCAUUUGUGGAAAAGUACACGAAGUCGCACUCGCGGCGUACGCGGUGCGGCACGCUCGCGGAGAAGUUCGCGAAGGGGCGAACCUCGCUGACAUAUGACAGAACGAGACGAGACUCACCGAAAGUCGACGGCCUGCACGCGACGGCGGGUCGGCGGUGCAGGCGCUAACGAGAGAACUGUCUGUUUCAGUUGGAGGGAUGCUGAAGUCGUCAACGAACUUGCAAAGCGUCGAUAACGUAGAGGCGAUCGUCAAAAAGUAGGGAAUGUUAUCAUCUGUUAUCGACGUUAGUGAAUUUUGACUUCGGACAAAUGUGUGUGUGCAUUGUCAUUUCGACUUUUCUACACACAGAUGAAUUCUUAUAUGAAUGUAAAUGCGACGCUGCCGAUAUUUGCCUUCUCUCCGAAAUGUGCAUUUUGCUGCUGCUUCUCGGAUUCUUCGACUCGCUGAUAUAUAUAUACAGUGUAAUAUAAUAAAGAAUAAUUUGAGCAAUGAAUAUUAUUACAAGAAAAUGAUUCUUCAGAAACAGUAUGCUUGUUUUCACGUAAAUCGACUUCUCACUUUAUCGUGUCAGCGACUUCUUUUUGUCAAGUUUACGUCGCACUAACAGUACGGAAACGUUUUCGUACAGUGAAUAUUCCUGCCAAAAUAAAGCGGAGUAUUACAAAUCAUCCGAAAAAAGCGAUGGGAAACUAUUGCGAAUAGGACAGGAGUGAACUACAGUCCAGAAAAUGGUCGAAUUGAUGAAACAGGACCAACAAGGACCGACAACGCACUGGCAGACCAAAAUUAGCAACAAACUUGGAUAACAGUUUCGAAGUGAUGCAAACAUUUGUCGAAAAUCUUCAUUCUACUUUGAGGAAAGCAGCACAGGCGCAUGAGAUUAGUACAAUAUCCAUUUAUCGUAUUUUAGUGAAAGAGAAAUGGCAUCCUUUCA